Messenger RNA from Gastrolobium bilobum, 456 nucleotides. RefSeq lists its product as uncharacterized. The transcript has a single exon. Lineage: Eukaryota; Viridiplantae; Streptophyta; Magnoliopsida; Fabales; Fabaceae. The record is from RefSeq and is a predicted model, not a curated record. Bases 1 to 456 code for a protein of 151 amino acids.
AUGGCUGCGACUAAGAUAGCAGAUGCUGCGGGGGAGGUGGAGGCGGUUUCCUCCGUAAAGUGCUAUUGCUGCGGGUUGACAGAGGAGUGUACUCCACAGUACAUCGAAGGUGUGCGGGCGAGGUACCAAGGUCGUUGGAUUUGUGGACUGUGUGCCGAGGUGGUGAAGGAUGAGACUUUGAAGUCACCGGAGAGAGAUUUAGGCACCGUUGAAGCUCUCAAGCGGCACAUGAGCUUCAGAUCUUCCUCUUUCAGUCCUUCUACUAAACCCACCCAUGAUUUGAUUGUUGCAAUGAAACAUCUCUUACUUCGCUCUUUGGAUUCUCCCAGGAAGAAACCUUUGACUAAUCGAACACUUGGCAGAACCCAGAGCUGCUUUGCAACAGUGAACGUUACAGCCACAACACAGGCUGAGCCACAAGGUAGAGAGACUGGAGAGGUAAUUAACAAUGAAUGA